Molecule: messenger RNA, 1574 nt
Organism: Cloeon dipterum
Lineage: Eukaryota; Metazoa; Arthropoda; Insecta; Ephemeroptera; Baetidae
Product: pre-mRNA-splicing factor RBM22
Exons: 7
Coding region: 137-1486 (449 amino acids)
Cellular component (GO): U2-type catalytic step 2 spliceosome; Prp19 complex; U2-type catalytic step 1 spliceosome
Molecular function (GO): U6 snRNA binding; pre-mRNA binding; metal ion binding
Source: RefSeq, a predicted model, not a curated record
UUUCUGCAUGGUGUUGUGUGUACGUUUUCUUAUUUUCAACAAUUUUCACUUCACUGGAUGAGACUGAUCAGUAUCGAAGCCGAUCAAGUUGCUGACUUCUUUUUAAGAUCGUUUUGUUAAUAAUUAUCCGGUCACAAUGGCGAUGUCCAAAACAACCAACACUUACAACCGGCAGAAUUGGGAAGAGUCGGAGUUUCCAGUUUUAUGCCAGACGUGCUUGGGAGACAAUCCAUAUAUCCGAAUGACCAAAGAGCGUUUCGGAAAAGAGUGUAAAAUUUGCAACAGACCAUUCACCGUUUUUCGGUGGUGUCCUGGAGCACGGAUGCGUUUCAAGAAGACAGAAAUUUGCCAAACCUGCUGCAGGUUGAAGAACGUAUGCCAGACCUGUCUUCUUGACCUUGAGUACGGUCUGCCAAUUCAGGUGCGCGACCAGGCGCUUAGGAUCAAGGAUGAUCUGCCUAAAUCUGAUGUAAACAAGGAGUACUACAUCCAGAACAUUGACGCUGAAGUUGCCAAAGGAGGAGAUGUGUCUCUUCCUGCAGGCUCAGUGGGCAAGGCGGCUGCGCACAGCGAUCUUCUGAUGAAGCUGGCUCGCACUAGUCCUUAUUACAAGAGAAAUCGUCCACACAUCUGUUCGUUCUGGGUCAAGGGAGAGUGUAAGCGUGGCGAGGAGUGUCCCUAUCGCCAUGAGAAGCCAACCGAUCCAGAUGAUCCUCUUUCUGACCAGAACAUUAAGGACAGAUAUUAUGGUGUUAACGACCCUGUGGCUGAAAAGUUGCUGAAACGGGCUGAGGCUAUGCCAAAACUGGAGCCUCCAGAGGACCGCAGUAUCACGACCCUUUAUGUGGGAAAUUUAUCUGAAAAGGUUACGGAAAUAGAACUAAGGGAUAACUUCUAUCAAUAUGGCGAAAUCCGCAACGUAACGCUGGUGCCGCGUCAGCAGUGCGCGUUUGUGCAGUACACAACACGAUCAGCGGCCGAGGUUGCUGCUGAACGCACCUUCAACAAGCUGAUCCUGCAGGGCAGACGUGUGACUAUCAAGUGGGGCCGCUCGCAAGCGCGCCAGACCGGCGUGGGCCGCGAUGCUGAGGGCAACUUCAGCGAGCUGGAGCCUGUGCCAGGAUUGCCGGGCGCGCUGCCUCUUCCCUCGGACGACAUGCAUAGCAAUUACUUCAACCUGCAGCAGCCGUACAGCAUCGCUCCCUCUGCCAUUCCACCUAUGCUGAUGCCGCCGCCAAUCGCUGCCUCGCCAGCCUCAUUUUUCUUCCCCAGCCAAGUACGGCCAGUGGGAAUGCAGGCACCUCCACCUAUUCCAGGCUUUGAAGCUCCUCUGCCGAAGGCUACACCCUCAAGUUCGGCCAGCUCACCUGCUGCUCUUAGCUCUGCACCCAAGGUGCACUAUCCAUCUCAAGAUCCAGCUCGACUUGGCGCAACGCAGGGUGUCAACAAAGCAAAGUGGAGUGAGAUGAUGCACGAGCCUGAGUAAUGGACAUUUGCAGUGGAAGCGAGCGCUUUUCGCCUCUUAUUUGUAACUGAUUCAUUUAAAUAUAAACAUAGCCACAGUAAAAUAAAAA